Helicoverpa zea (corn earworm) is the source of this 5151-nucleotide messenger RNA. RefSeq names its product transcription factor Sp8-like. The coding region runs from base 103 to 2415 and encodes 770 amino acids. NCBI's taxonomy places the organism in Eukaryota, Metazoa, Arthropoda, Insecta, Lepidoptera, Noctuidae. The transcript has 17 exons. The record is from RefSeq and is a predicted model, not a curated record. Gene Ontology annotation, molecular function: DNA-binding transcription factor activity, RNA polymerase II-specific; RNA polymerase II cis-regulatory region sequence-specific DNA binding. Gene Ontology annotation, biological process: regulation of transcription by RNA polymerase II.
CGCGGCUUGCCAGUUCGCUCGCCGCAGUUUGGCGGCCGGUCGUGAGGAUGGUGCUUUCUGUGCGUGAACAAAGGGAAAAUAUUGUUUGCAAGUGUAAAGUAGAUGAUGUCGUCUGAGCCCACAAAAGUGAAGGUGGAAUACAUAAACGAGGACAAAACCAGCAAGGAAGGCAACGGCUCACAGUCGCCCCUAGCUCUCCUGGCGGCGACGUGUAGCCGGCUCGGCGCCGCCACCAUGGGACCAGAGCAGCAGCAAGAUAAUAAGGAUCAGCAACAGCAUUUUAGUCCACAGCAACAGCAACAAGCUCAGCAACAACAAGCGCAGCAACAGCAAGCGCAGCAACAACAGGCGCAGCAGCAACAAGCGCAGCAGCAACAGGCGCAACAACAAGCGCAACUCAUACAGCAACAAGUGCAGGGCGAUGCGGCGACUAUUGCCGCGAUACAGCAACAGUACUUGCAACAGCAGCAACAACAGCCGCAGUUGAGGGUUAUUAGUUCUGCUGUGGUGCAACAGUUGAGGGCACAGGGAUUAUCGGGCAAUGAGUUAUCAGCAGCAAUAGUGAACGCAGCAAAUUCGGUUCCAAAUGGAAUUCAAGUGCAACAGCCACAGGUGAUAUCGAUGCAACAGUUGCAGUCGUUACUGGGAGGCGGCGUGGUUUCGGGAGAAGGUGCUACGUAUCAGAACACGCCGCAGCAACUCUUGCAGAUACAUCCGCAGUUGUUACAACAACAACAGGGUGUGUACGGCGGGUGCCUGGUAGGCGGCGUGGGCGGCGUGGCUCCCAUGCAGGCCGUCACCGUCGACGGACAAGAUGCGCUGUUCAUACCCGCACAACAUGCUCAGAAUUUCUCAGGCAUGGGUCAAGUGAGCCUUGUAAACGGCCAGUUGGUGCGGACGCCUGUCCUGCCCGCUGGCUUCCUACAGAACGUCAUGCAUUUACCCACCGCAGAGCAGCAGGCGACCGUCACCAUCCCGGGCACUAACCUUACCAUCCCUAUAAGCGCUUUGACGGGGAACCAACCCAUGAUUACCAUCCCGGGGUCGAACAUAUCUCUGCCGGGGCUUCAGGCCAAUCAGACGAUCACGAUCCCGACCAGUCAGGCGAUAUCCAUCCCGUGUAGUUCCGCCGGAGUCACGCCUGCCGACAAGCAGGCCAACGGGAAAGACAACAAGCCGCCCACCAGCCCCAAUGGACAAGGCGGCAGCGGCGGCAUCGCGGUCCGCGGCGGCGUGGGCGGCAUGGGCAUGGUGCCGGUGCAGGUGCCGGUCAGCGUGGCGAACGGGCACACGGUGUACCAGACCGUACAUCUGCCCGUACACGCGCCGCAGCACUUGCAGAUUAUACCGCAAUUGCAACAGAUGCAAGCUCAACCUCAGAUGGCGAGUGUGUUAACGCCAUCAGGACAAAUUCAGCAAAUACAAAUAGCGUCACUGGCUAAUGUGCAGCAGGGCGGCGGUGCGCAGGGCGGAGGCAACGCUGGCCAGUCUCCUGCCACCAUCACGUUGCAGGCGGUCUCGAACCCCAUGCAAGCGGACUCUGGGAGCAUGCAGCAGCAACAACCUUCCCAGACGAUUAUAACAAGCACUCCCACCGGCCAGCAAGUCACCGUCAUUCCCGCAUCGAGCAAUGUUCCUACGCUGGGCGUGGGUGGCUUGGGUGGUGCCGUGCAGUUGGUACCAGCUCUUGGGCUGCCAGGAGUACAGCUGGCUCAGUUGCAGCAGACACAGCCUCAAGCAGCACAGCCUCUCAUAGGCCAACAAAUCCAGCAAGACCCCAACGAGCCGGGCAAGUGGCAAGUGGUGACGACCCACACGACAAGCGGCGGCAGCGCGGCCACCACGCCGCAGCCCGCCGAGUGCGAGGCCGCCAAGAUGCGGCCCUCCAGCCCGGGCCAGGGCAAGCGGCUCAUGAAGAGGGUCGCUUGUACGUGUCCCAACUGUGACCAGGGAGAGAAUAGACUAAUGGAUCGCAAGAAGCAGCACGUUUGUCACAUAGCCGGCUGCAACAAGGUGUACGGCAAGACUUCGCAUCUGAGAGCUCAUCUGCGCUGGCAUUCUGGAGAGAGGCCGUUCCUUUGCAAUUGGCUGUUUUGUGGGAAGAGGUUUACCCGAUCGGAUGAACUCCAACGUCACAGGCGAACACACACAGGAGAAAAAAGGUUCGAAUGUCCCGAGUGCCGGAAGAGGUUCAUGCGGUCAGACCACCUCGCCAAACACGUGCGGAUACACACCAAGAAUAGAAUUACGGAGGUAGCAACAUCAACGCAAUCAAUGUACUCAGACUCCGGCGACGAUAGUUGCGACGAGAAAAUGAUGCUCACCAUAGAAACCGUUCACAACGAGGGCGACGGAGAAGACAAGAUGGUGCUUCGCCCCAGUCCCAAGAUGGAGCCCGACCACAUCGACAGCUAGGACUCGAGCAGCGACGAAUAGACACGUCGCUGUAAACAUUGGUGAUAGAAAACAUUUAAAGAAAAUUCCACCUUAUGAGGUCAGUCUUAGAGGUGUUUUUUCUAAUGCGUAGUUACCUGCAACCCUAUGGGAGUGAGGUCGGAAUUUUAAAGAGAAGCUGUCUUUUGUUUUUUUGACAGUUGAUUUGUAUUUGUAUGGCCAAGAUUUUGUCAAAUAUAAGACCAGUUUAAGGUCUUUUUACCGGAUAGAAACAUCGAUAGUUUUUGGUACAUCUCUAGACUGCAAUUUUUGUUGUCGCUUUUGCGAAUGGUUCAUAAAAUUAAAUCUGUAAUGGCUGCCAGAUUAUCCGUCGAUGUUUUUAAUCCGCGUACUAUAAAAGUCUAAAUCUUGGUACUUGAAUGUUGCAAUAAAAAGACAAAAUUAUGAACACAUUAUAAUUACUUCAAUUUUUGAGUUUUGAACCUAAACGAUAUGAAAUUAUAAAACUUUAGGUUGUUAAAGAAUACGCAAGUGAAAAACGAGAUUAUCUAUGUAUUUAAUAUUUGUUAGUGUAUGUCGUAUUUUUAUAUGUAUUGUUGGAAGAUUUAUUUAUUGAACAUCAUUAUACUUUGGAACCGCCUGUACGAAAUAUGUGAAUUAUUGAAAAGUUGGUAGCAACUAAAAUUUUCUUCUCAGCUUAUUAGCUAGUCUGAGAAUUUUGUUUUUAACUAAAAUAAUACACUUUGUGAUAGUACACUAUGUAUGAAGUGAAUGCAACAAGUUGGUGAAUCAAAAGUUACCUGUGUUUUUGCACAGUAGACGUGGUUUUUUACUGAAAUGCUACUGCGCAGCCAAAUUGCUGUCCCAUUCUUCAGAAGGCAUAAUACAAUAUUCAGAAGAUACAAUCUGAUAUGCCAUAUUAUCAGAAACAAGUUUCUAUCAUUUUAAACUCGGUAUUUAUUUGUAUAGGAACAAUUAUACAAUAGAUAAUGAAUUAAAACAAUAAAAUUAGCCAAAAUUAAUGAAUUGAAUCAAAGAACUUCCCGUUUGUACAAACAUAGAUGUUGCUUCGGUCAGUUUAAACUUAGACGCACCCGUAGCAUGAGUUUACCUACAAUAUUCACAGACGGUACUUAUAAGAUUAACAUUAACUAUUUAAAUACAUUAUGUACAUUUUGCUUAGAUAUAAUUUUAAUAAAAAAAUGAAACAGCAACAUUAGGCUAAUUUUUUGGCAAAAUAAUAAAAUUGAUAUUAAGGAAUUUAUUGUUUUCAGUUAAAACUGAUUGUUAGGGAAAAUAUUUGUAAUAAAAAUUGUGUCAUAUUCGAAUAUAAAUAUGUUUAGCAAUUGGUCUGUGAUCCCAAAUUUCGUGUAGUUGUGAUUCGUUAAUUUUGCUGUUUCGUUUGACGCAUUGUACUUACUUGUAAAUUGUAAAUAUCAUGUAAGAGAAUCUAAAUAAAUAUAAAGCAAUUCAUUGUAUAUGUCUUGUUAGGUAUAUAAGAUAUAUUUUUGUACAUACUCUACAAAUGAAUAAUGCCAUAACAUAGCUUUUUAAAGUCAUUCCAGAGGGGACUAUGUUAAUUUAUUUAGAUGGCAUUGAAUUGUAAUAUUAUGCAUAUAUAUUGGGAAUCUGAGGUGAUUUAUGUUGAAUAAGUCAGACUGGCUAUAUUAGCCAAUCUGCAUCUACUUCCUUACUAAUAUUAUUAAUGCGAAAGUAGGUUUGUCAGUCGGUCCGGGCUUUCAUGCCAAAAUUACCAUACCGAUUUAAAUGAAAUUUGGUAUAGAGAGAGUACAGCUAGAGUCUGAGAACAUUUUAUCCGGGUGCGGGAAACGUAUGGAACCACGGUUAACAGCAUGCAGGUACACUAUAGCUCAGUUAAAUUUGUAGAUUUAUUGAUUAAAUAAAAUAUACCAAGCACAAGGAAUUUCGUGUUAAUUCUCAAUUAGUUAUCUGGUGUAGGUAAAAAAAUAUUAAUAAAGGUAGAACUUCUAAUACUGUAUUUCACCAAGCUUAUGUCAUAAUUAUUUUUAUACAUUCACUGCACAUAUUUAGACAGGUAUUCUAACACCAUAUUUAUUAUGUUCAAACAUGCAGUUAUGAGAACAGCCAAAUGGCUACGAAACGAAAUAAAAAAUUAUGAGUAGUAUUUAAAUAUUAGUUUGCUGUUAAGAAUUGGAUUAUAAGCGACUUAAAAUACGCACAAAUAUAAUUGUAAAUUGUUCAAAGUUUAAAUUAAAAAUUGUUUUGAGGAGUUUGUAAUAAACUAUAACAAAUCCCGUGUCAUGGCGUGAUCAAUUGAAAGUCUAAUCAAUAUCUGAAAACAAAAUUAAUAAAAGACAACAAUUCUCAAUUGUCAAAUUACUUUUAGGCAUCAAGAAAAUCGUAAUUUUUUGACUAACUAUCGAAAAUGCGGAAGUCACAUAAAAAUUAUCCAAAUUCUACUACGAGAGAGAUACAGGUGCAUAAAAUGUUUCACGGAUAUCACUACAUCUCUUUUGCACUAAAAUCUGGAACUACACACAAUGUGGCAUGUAUAUUCAAAUAGUAUUUCUGGAUGGGUUAUAUAUUUUUUGCCUGUAAAAAGGACCAUAUGUGCGUUUUACAUCGAAUCGGAAGCUGGGUCCAAUUUCACCGCUUAUUAUAUUUUAUCACUGUCUGUAAAUAUGUACUAGAAUAAAUUAUUCCCCCUUCUCUGUAUUUUGUAAGUUGUAAAUAAUUUUAUUUGUUGAACGGUUAAAUAAAAUAUUUUUUAUAUUA